CUCAUUUAUUUUUUAGAUUGCAUGUUUGACUGUCUUGAUGAAAGUAGUAUCAUGUUCCAUAGUUGGUUUAACUUACAUGGAUCCCCUCAAUUUGGAUCCGUCUAUACCUCAGUUGAGGGGUGAAGAUCCUUGCAAGCCACUUUACUGGUACCCUAGACGAAUUCCUGAUUACUGCUAUGCUCCAAAACCUGAUGUCGGACCGCCACCGGCGAAGCUCAUACCUGAACCACAACCAGAGCCAAUGCCCCCGAUACCGUUGCCUCCGCCACCAAUGCCGCUACCUGUGCCAAUGCCAAUGUAUUUACCAAUGCCGGGGCCUCUAGCAUUGCCUCUACCAAUGCCAGGACUAAUGCCUCUUCCCGCAUACGCUGCACCCGCACCUAUGCCAUUUGGCUCUCCUGCAUACCCACUUUUACAGCCAGGACCAGCAAUACCCGCGAUUCAAAGAGGCUUAGUUCCAGGUGUGGAUGGUCUAGUAUCUCCUGACGGAGCAAUAAACAUUCUGCCGUUCUCGGACUCGUAUUCAGAGCUACUGGAGAAACACAAACAGAAAAUGAUAAGAAGAAGACUGCAAAAACUUCUUGACGAAUACGAGUACUAUCCGAAGAAGAAGAAUAACCGAAAACGUGCCUGGAUGGAUUAUUAGUAAUACCAGUAAGUUGAAUUGAGAUGUUUCCAUUAAAACAAAUAUAUAAUAAUUAAACAUUUAUUACAAGUAA
Messenger RNA from Cydia strobilella, 719 nucleotides. RefSeq lists its product as uncharacterized. The record is from RefSeq and is a predicted model, not a curated record. The transcript has a single exon. Lineage: Eukaryota; Metazoa; Arthropoda; Insecta; Lepidoptera; Tortricidae. The coding region runs from base 38 to 646 and encodes 202 amino acids.